This is a messenger RNA of Esox lucius (northern pike), 2153 nucleotides long. Its product is annotated as beta-1,3-galactosyltransferase 2. The record is from RefSeq and is a predicted model, not a curated record. NCBI's taxonomy places the organism in Eukaryota, Metazoa, Chordata, Actinopteri, Esociformes, Esocidae. Gene Ontology annotation, molecular function: N-acetyl-beta-D-glucosaminide beta-(1,3)-galactosyltransferase activity. The coding region runs from base 151 to 1383 and encodes 410 amino acids. Gene Ontology annotation, cellular component: membrane. The transcript is spliced from 4 exons.
AGGAGCCUGUUCUACCAGGUUAACUCGCUAGAACACAGGGGGGGAGGGAUCCAAUACCGUAGUCCUGGGAGGGUUACACAGAGAUAGGCAUAAAUACACUGCCAAAUAAUGGGUCAGUGACAUGUGUGAGGAGAUUCACGGAUUGCACUCAUGAAGGAGCAAGGAGGAAGUGGAUGUAAAAGUCAUGUUGUGGUCGAGAGCCUGGGACGACCACUCGGAUCCCGGGUGCGGUUGUGUUUCUAUUCCCUCCUCCUCCUGUCCACCAUCAUUGUCAUGGUCCUGUUUGCGCUUCCUAGCAGUUUCCUUCAGAUGGACUGGUGGACCAAAUUAUCACCUGUAUCAUAUUACCACAUAUGGACCAAUCAAAGCCUGUGGUGGGUUGGACCAAUCCCAACCACAUUACCGAUCUCCCUCCUAACUACAUCACCACCCCGACCCCCGACCCUAUCCCCAACCCCACCCAUGACCACACUCCCACCCCCACCCCUGACCACAUCACCACCCCGCUCCCUGGCCACAUCACCACCCACACCAGCCAAUAAAUAUCAUAAAGGCCACCCUCGUAAUUUCCAUUUCAUCAUAGACCAACCAAGCAAAUGUAUGACUGAAAACCCAUACCUGGUGCUGUUGGUCCCAGUGGCACCCGGUAACCCAACCGCCCGGGACGCCAUCCGCAGGACUUGGGGAAAUGAGACCCUGGUACAUGGGAGGAAGGUCCAGACUCUCUUCAUGCUGGGGCUGCCAGGAGGACCAGGUGCCCAGGAGUUGCAGAAGAAGGUACACCAGGAGAACGACUUGCAUCAAGAUCUUCUCCAGAGCAGCUUCAUGGACACGUACCUCAACCUCACCAUCAAGACCUUGGUGAUCAUGGAUUGGCUGGCCACCCGCUGCAGCAACGCCACCUUCGCCAUGAAGAUCGACUCGGACAUGUUCCUCAACGUAGAAAACCUAAUGACAAUGCUCCUGAGGCCAGAUGUCCCUAAGGUAAACUACCUGACGGGGAUGCUAAUGUGGGAUCGACCAGUUAUCCGAAACCAGAAUUCCAAAUGGUACGUUCCGUUUGAGAUGUUAGCCGACAACACGUAUCCAACCUAUACGCUCGGAAUGGGCUACGUCUUCUCAAACGACCUGCCUAAGAGGCUUGUGGAAGCAGCCAAGGACAUUAAGCCUUUCACUAUAGAAGAUGCCUACAUUGGUGCCUGUAUGAAAAGACUGGGUCUCUCGCCCACUUCCCCGCCCGACCCGUGGCAAUGGAAAGCUUAUCUUAGCAAAUACAAUCGCUGUGAAUUCUCCAAAAUCAUCACUUACAUCUUAGGCCACUCCUCUCAGAUAGUGGACUACUGGAUGGACCUGAAGAAGACACCGGGGCCACCCUGCCCCUAGAAACAGAUCUAAUGUCAGUUUUAAACUUUGAGGUUGAGGUUCAUUUAUUUAUUGCCUUUAUUUAUACAAAAGAGUGAGGCUGAGACCCUAUAUUUAAAAAUAUAAACAUCACAAAAUACAUAUUUAAAACACUUAAAAUGCAGAUAAAACACACUAGUAAAGUAUGAAUAACACUUAAACUCAACAGCAACUCGACCAUUAUCAUUGACUCAGAUUGUCUGCUAGAAACCAGAACAUCCAGCCUAAUACCUCUCUGCAGUUUCCAGUGGUGAGGGACAUGGCUUUCAAAGGCAGUUUUUCCCUGUUUUAGUAUAAACACACGGAAUCUCCAACAGUAACCACUCUUGGGAUCAUGUUCGAUAACACGGACCACAAGUAGAUCCUAGAUGUGUCUGGGACAUUUCUAAGUGGGAGCCUCCUCAUGGGGAUUCGAUUACCCAUAAUGAGAUUGGGUAUAAAACGAUGGUGGUGGUGGGUUGGGAUGACAAACCCUUUAUCCAACGCCAUGCUGGUCUGAUCAGGGACCUGCUUGAAGUGUUCCUGUGUUUGGACCGAAAGCAGGAACAUGAGGGCUGGCUGGCCUAGCUAUUGCUUACAGGAGUACAUCAGACAUUGCUUCCUGCGCGAACACAUUCAAACAUAAUGUUGUUUUGUGGUUCUGAACUCAAACGUGGACGUUUGGGGACUUUUUUAAAAGGUUCUGACUGAGAAUGAAUUUAUUUUGUUUUUGGAAACCUCAGGAAAACAAAUAAAAAGAUCUCUUCACUGUC